AUCCAGUGGUUGCUCUUCCCAAAUCUCCAUGGAAGAAAAGUUGAUAUUUUUUUGAGUUUCAAGCGGAGAAAAGGGAGCUUCGACCAUGGGUUCUGUUGUAACCUUCUGCUUCUCCUUCUUGAUGGCAAGUUUUCUUGUACGGACCUCUAUUGCGGAGCUUCCCGAUGAAUCCGCCAUGGCUGCGCUGAAGAAGGGGCUUGAAGGUGUGGAAUGGGGUUUUCAGGGUUCCGACUACUGUUCAUGGCAUGGGGUCACAUGCAACCCUUCAAAUCUUUCAGUGGAAGCGCUUGACCUUCCUCGUCAUGGCCUUAAAGGUAACAUUUCAAGCAUUUCUGAGCUAAAAUCUAUCAAAAGAUUGGAUCUUUCUGGCAAUCUUUUUCAUGGUUUCAUACCUCCCUCACUCGGAAUCCUCUCCGAGCUCCAGCUCCUGGAUUUGUCUGCAAACAAGUUUGCAGGCUUGAUUCCUUCAUCUAUGGGCGGUCUCCGGAGCCUAAAAUCAUUGAACUUAUCUAAUAAUUUACUCAUUGGCGGAAUACCAGAUGAGUUGAAGAAUCUAAAGAUGUUGCAGGAGCUUCAAAUAUCCGGAAAUAAUCUCAAUGGCUCCAUUCCUGAGUGGAUUGGGGAGCUAUCUGAUUUAAAAAUCUUAUCUUUAUAUGAAAAUCACCUGUUUGGUAAAAUUCCUGAGAAUCUAGGCUCUGUUUCUCAGUUAGAACUGCUUAAUCUUCACUCCAAUCAGCUCGAAGGCGUUAUCCCUGAGAGCAUUUUCUCCUCAGGAAAGCUUCAAGUUCUUGUUCUCACCCUGAACAAAUUAACAGGAACCAUUCCUGAAUCAGUUGGUAAAUGCAGGAGUCUAUCUAGUCUUAGAAUUGGCAAUAAUAGACUGGUUGGAAGUGUUCCUUCAUCAAUUGGCAACAUUAGUAGCCUUACUUAUUUCGAAGCAGAUAACAACCAUCUCUCCGGCGAGCUGCCGGCGGAGUUCGCUCGGUGCUCCAACCUCACUCUAUUGAACUUGGCCUCAAAUGGUUUGACCGGAGUUGUGCCGACAGAGCUUGGUGAUCUGAAAAACCUUCAGGAGUUCAUAGUUUCAGAUAACAGACUCACUGACGAAGUCCCCAAAUCAUUGUUGAAGUGCAGGAAUCUUAACAAGCUUGAUCUAAGCAACAACAGAUUCAAUGGCAGUUUACCAGAGAACAUUUGCAGUACGUCAAGGCUACAGUUUCUUAUUCUCAGUCAGAAUUCUAUUGCUGGAGAGAUCCCUCCUGUGAUCGGAAAUUGCGUUAGACUCCUCGAAUUACAGCUGGGUGGCAAUUAUUUGACCGGCGAAAUCCCGCCGGAGAUCGGAAGGAUAAAAAACUUGCAGAUAGCUCUAAAUCUCAGCUUCAAUCGACUUCAUGGUAGUCUGCCACACGAGCUCGGAAAGCUAGAUAAGCUUGUCUCAUUGGAUGUGUCAAACAAUCAACUUUCUGGCUCCAUUCCUUCUGAAUUCAAAGGCAUGUUGAGUCUAAUUGAGGUCAACUUCUCUAAUAACCAGUUAACCGGUCCGGUGCCGAUCUUCACUCCGUUUCAGAAGAGUCCUCCUUCGAGCUUCGCCGGAAACAAGAAUCUCUGUGGUGAUCCCUUGAGCACCAGCUGCACUUCCUUCGCAGAUUCUCAAAUUCAGAAUAAUCACCACAAAUCUUCAUACAAAAUGGCUCUUGCUGUAAUCGGUUCCGGUCUGGCUGUCUUCAUCACAGUCUCAGUGGUUGUCAUCCUCUUCACCAUUAGAGAAAGACAGGAAAUGAAAGCCAAAUCUGCAGACAUUGCUGCUGGUGAAAUUCCUGUCGCUUCUCCAUUAAUAAUAACAGGAAACGUAUUCAUUGACAGCCUCAAACAAGCUGUGGAUUUUGAUUGUGUCGUGAAGGCGACCAUGAAGGACUCAAACAAGCUCAGUAAUGGAACUUUCAGCACUGCUUAUAAGGCAAUAAUGCCUUCAGGUCUUGUUCUUUCUGUCAGAAAACUCAAAUCUGUAGAUAGAACAGUGUUACAUCAUCAAAACAAGAUGAUAAGGGAGUUAGAGAGGUUUGGGAAUCUCAUUCAUCCUAAUCUAAUGAGACCUCUAGGUUAUGUGAUCUAUGAGGAUGUAGCUCUUCUUCUUCACCCCCACAUACUUAACGGGACAUUGGCAUACUAUCUUCACGAAUCUCCCAAGGAGGAAUAUGAGCCGGAUUGGCCUCAACGGCUCUCGAUCGCCAUUAGUCUCGCAGAAGGUUUGGCAUUUCUCCAUCAUGUCGCCAUUAUUCAUUUGGAUAUCUCGUCUUGCAACGUCUUUCUCGAUGCGAAUUGUAAUGCUUUGCUCGGGGAGAUUGAGAUUUCAAGGCUCUUGGAUCCGUUGAAAGGGACGGCGAGUAUUAGUGCUGUGGCUGGCUCUUUUGGGUAUAUUCCUCCAGAAUAUGCUUAUACAAUGCAAGUUACAGCUCCCGGUAACGUCUACAGCUUCGGCGUUGUUCUUCUUGAAAUCUUAACGACUCGGCUACCCGUCGAUGAGGUAUUCGGCGAAGGUGUGGAUCUCGUGAAAUGGGUUCAUGGCGCAUCGGGGAGAGGCGAAACUCCGGAGCAGAUAAUGGAUGCGAGGCUGAGCACCGUCUCCUUCACGUGGAGGAAGCAAAUGCUUGCGGCGCUGAAGGUCGCCAUGCUGUGCACCGACACGUUUCCGUCGAAGCGGCCAAAGAUGAAGAAGGUGGUGGAGAUGCUUAUGGGGGUGAAGCAAAGUUAGAGUUUUUGAUUUUAUUAGAUUUUUCAUUCAACUUUUCAAUCGGAGUGAGUGGGUUUCAAGGUGAGUUCUUGUGGUUCAAAAUCUUUACUUCUAUAUAAAUUGUGAUGUAAUUUUGCUGUGAUGUGAGAGCUCAUUUAGGUGUUUGGCUUGUUGUAUGA
This is a messenger RNA of Phalaenopsis equestris, 2910 nucleotides long. Its product is annotated as leucine-rich repeat receptor-like tyrosine-protein kinase PXC3. The record is from RefSeq and is a predicted model, not a curated record. The transcript is spliced from 2 exons. The coding region runs from base 86 to 2752 and encodes 888 amino acids. Gene Ontology annotation, biological process: protein phosphorylation. Gene Ontology annotation, molecular function: protein binding; ATP binding; protein kinase activity. Lineage: Eukaryota; Viridiplantae; Streptophyta; Magnoliopsida; Asparagales; Orchidaceae.